AUGGCUGGGUUCCGAAAGUCACUAUCCUUCUUUGCUGCAUGUUGGGCUCUUUUGUCCACCUCCGUGGCUCUUCAAGGAUGCCAGCUCCCAGAAUCCCCACGACGCCGCCUCUUCCUGCUGAACGAUAUUGCAAACGAGCCAGAUGAUGCACAGUCGUUAGUUCGGCUGCUUGUAUACGCCAACGAGUUCCAAAUCAAAGGCCUAGUGGCUACCACAAGUUGGUGGCUCAAUGACACGACCCGUCCUGAUCAGAUGAGCGACAUCGUAGGCGGGUAUGCCGAGUCGGUUGAAAAUCUCAAGAAGCAUGCCUCGGGAUGGCCAGAGCCGGAUGAUUUGCUCGAUCUCAUCAAGUCAGGUUCAAGGUACGGGAUGAACGGGGUGGGCGAGAACCAGAACAGCGAAGGUUCGGAGCUUCUCGUCGCGGCAGUGGACAAGUCGGAGGAACCGCUCUGGACUCCUGUAUGGGGUGGUGCCAACACACUCGCGCAGGCACUCUGGUAUGUGAACGCGACUCGAUCGGCCGAAAGGUGGACGGCUUCGUUGCGAAACUGCGUGUGUACUCGAUCUCCGACCAGGAUAACAGCGAUUCGACGGAACUGGCCGAAUCUGUUCUACAUUGCGAGCGUGCAUGACUUCAACCGAUAUGCGAAUGCUGCAUGGGGAGGAAUUUCGGGCGACGAGUACUAUCACUUUCCUAGCAAUGCAAACAAGGACGUCAUCUCGAAAUCGUGGAUCAAACAGCAUAUCCAAUCUGUGGGACCUCUUGGGGCCCAGUAUCCAGAUGGAGAGUUCAUUAUCGAAGGUGAGGUCCAUUUCGCCUUGACGUACGCUCAGCUACUAACUGUACAAGGUGACUCACCGGCCUUGCUCUACAUGAUCCCGACUGGCCUUUCGGACCCAGAACACCCAGAAUGGGGCUCUUGGGGAGGUCGAUACGGUCCUGUGGCCUGGGGCGAAGGACAUUUUGCCGAUAGCAUCGAUACCAUUAUCAGUGAAUCCGGGAGCACAAUGAUGGGUCCCCACGUCACGAUCUAG
Messenger RNA from Aspergillus melleus, 1035 nucleotides. RefSeq names its product DUF1593 domain-containing protein. The record is from RefSeq and is a predicted model, not a curated record. NCBI's taxonomy places the organism in Eukaryota, Fungi, Ascomycota, Eurotiomycetes, Eurotiales, Aspergillaceae. The transcript has a single exon. Gene Ontology annotation, molecular function: hydrolase activity, hydrolyzing N-glycosyl compounds. The coding region runs from base 1 to 1035 and encodes 344 amino acids.